Messenger RNA from Corvus hawaiiensis (hawaiian crow), 8949 nucleotides. It is a transcript of the gene CAMK1D, whose product is annotated as calcium/calmodulin dependent protein kinase ID. Gene Ontology annotation, biological process: peptidyl-serine phosphorylation. The transcript has 11 exons. Bases 256 to 1437 code for a protein of 393 amino acids. The record is from RefSeq and is a predicted model, not a curated record. Gene Ontology annotation, molecular function: ATP binding; calcium/calmodulin-dependent protein kinase activity; calmodulin binding. NCBI's taxonomy places the organism in Eukaryota, Metazoa, Chordata, Aves, Passeriformes, Corvidae. Gene Ontology annotation, cellular component: intracellular anatomical structure.
AAAGUUGGGAGGAAAUAGCCCAGGAAAAGUGACACUCGCGGAGCCUGCCGGAGCGCGGAGGAAAUAAAAGCGGCGGCGGGCAGGAAGUGUGAGGAGGAGGAGGAGGAGGAAGGGGAGAAGAAGGAGGCGGAGGAGGAGGAAAAAGAAGAAGAAGAAACAGCAGCAGCCGCUGCCGCCGCGGCAGAAAAGAAAGCAAAAGCCGCCCGAGGGCUCGGAGCCGGCGGCGCGGCAUCCGCGGGGCUGCGCGGAGCAGCCAUGGCCCGGGAGAACGGGGACGGCGGCGGCUCCUGGAAGAAGCAGGCGGAGGACAUCAAGAAGAUCUUCGAGUUCAAGGAGACGCUGGGGACGGGUGCGUUCUCCGAAGUUGUUUUGGCUGAAGAGAGAGCGAGUGGGAAACUCUUUGCAGUCAAAUGUAUUCCCAAGAAGGCACUGAAGGGAAAGGAAAGCAGCAUAGAGAAUGAAAUUGCAGUGCUGAGAAAGAUCAAGCAUGAAAAUAUAGUUGCCCUGGAAGACAUCUAUGAGAGCCCGAACCAUUUAUAUCUGGUCAUGCAGUUAGUGUCUGGAGGAGAGCUCUUUGACCGCAUCGUCGAGAAAGGGUUCUACACGGAGAAGGAUGCCAGCACCCUGAUCCGGCAGGUCCUGGACGCUGUGUACUACCUGCACCGCAUGGGCAUCGUGCACAGGGACCUCAAGCCUGAGAACCUGCUUUACUACAGCCAGGAUGAAGAGUCAAAAAUCAUGAUCAGUGACUUCGGGUUGUCGAAGAUGGAGGGUAAAGGAGACGUGAUGUCCACAGCCUGCGGAACUCCUGGCUAUGUCGCUCCUGAAGUGUUGGCCCAGAAGCCCUACAGCAAAGCCGUGGACUGCUGGUCCAUUGGGGUCAUUGCCUACAUCCUGCUCUGUGGAUACCCCCCUUUCUAUGAUGAAAACGACUCCAAACUCUUUGAGCAGAUCCUUAAGGCAGAGUAUGAGUUUGACUCUCCGUACUGGGAUGACAUCUCCGAGUCUGCUAAAGACUUCAUUCGGAAUUUGAUGGAGAAGGACCCUAAUAAAAGAUACACCUGUGAGCAAGCAGCACGGCACCCUUGGAUUGCUGGUGAUACAGCACUCAACAAAAACAUCCACGAGUCGGUCAGCGCUCAGAUCCGGAAGAACUUUGCGAAAAGCAAAUGGAGACAAGCGUUCAAUGCCACGGCAGUCGUGCGGCACAUGAGGCGGCUACACCUUGGCAGCAGCCUGGACAGUGCCAGUGCCAGCGUGUCCAGCACCCUCAGCCUCGCCACGCCGCUCCCCGACGCAGCCACACGGAAAGAUUGUAUGUCUCCAUCCACUCUCUGUAGUUUUGUUUCAUCUGCUUCUUCAGGCGUUUCUGCGGUAGGAGGGGACCGGAGACCCAGACCCACCACAGUGACCACAGUGCACACAGGGAGCAAGUGAGCGCCGGAGCGGCGAGGAGUGGGCAGGCGGCAGGGCUGGCAGGCGGCCUCGGUGCCGUCCCACCCUGCUCGGCGAAGGACUAGAAGAAAGAAGAUUUUUUAUGGCCAUAUUUUAUACUGCAAUUCUGAAAUGUUUCAUUUAUCACAAACUGCAAUGACUCCAGGAGGAACGGAAUCUAACAGUCUCUGGUGCUGUACAUAUAUAUAUACAUAUAUAUAUAUAUAAAAAUAUAUAUAUGUAUGUGAGUCUAGCAAUGUUCUAACUAAUGAACACUCAUUCUUUCCCCCAGUGAUUUACUCUUUUCUCAGUGUAGGUAACAGUAUAUGUUGUAUUUUUUCCCAUUAACUACAAACAUCUCAACUGGAUUAUUUAAAUAGAAAUACUUUCUGAGCAUUAUUUUUUUUUCUUUUAAAAAUUACUUCAAGUAAUGUCCCUCUUCCAGUUUGCUGAGGGAUAGGCUAUUUCUGUAGGUAGGAAUUGGCGUUAACUUUGCAACAUGGGAGGAUUUCAAUGGCAUGCCAUUUCUUGCUCCUCAAAUUGGACUGCAAGUCUGUCUGGCUUUAGCAGAGCUGUUACUGCUCAGAUUAUGAAACUGCUGCUUUCCCCUCCAUCCUCCUCCUUGAAAGCCAUGGGGAGAAUUAAAUUGCCACCGUUUGGGAGUCAGCUCAUCCUUGGCCGCAUUCCCAUGGUGCUGGGGAUCAGCACCCUUGUUUCAGAGGAGAGGCAGGUGCACAGUGUCAGGCAGGAGCUGACCAGAGCUGUGCAAGGGAAAUGACAGAGCAUGGUCUCAUCCUGCAGCUGCCAUCUCCUUCGAGUCGCUGUGUGUUGUGAGCAGAGGGAAAGAAAAGGAAGACAUGGGGCUGGGAAUCGUCGUCCUCUGCCACUGACUUGCUGUGCUGCCCUCAAGCAAGACAUUUAAUUCACCAGCCUCUGCACAGUGUGGCCUCUGGCAUGGGAUGCAUCCAGCCCAAGGGCUUCAUGGCAGAGGUGCUGAGCACCCACAACUCCUCAGGACUUUGCCUGGCAUUGCUGAUGCUCAGCACCUCCCAGAGUGGCCAGAAGUGGGGAGAGGAGAGGCGUGAACCCCUCUGUAAAGCACUGGCAGGAUCUGGUGUAGUAGCCCCAUUAUGCUUGGGCUGAGGGUUGACAAGGAGCACUGAGCUGGGAAAGCAGGACCUCACUGAAAGGCACAGGCAGUGGGGGCAGUGGUGGCGCUGGCUCUCCCUUCUCCCCAGGAGCUCAUACACCAAAGCAAGCCCAGUUUUCCCAUUUUUUAAUUACUGAAAGCAUACACUUCCCAGGCUCUUUGUGCUGGUGCAUCACACAGGAACAGCCACCAUGACUGUUGUGCUGCUGUGCAUUAAAGCAGCUUGAAACAGACACGAGAGCAAAUUUGCCCAGAUUUGCUAAAGGACUCCCUCCAGGUUACCUCAAUGAAAUUCCCAUCUGUGAUUUUGCUUCAAGGAGGUGAGAAGGGAGGCAGGUGGCAGAGGCAGAUGCCCUUCACUGGGCACUCUAAGGCCCUCACAUCCCAGGUAGGUCCAUCCCUGCCAGAGGCACAGUUCCCUGCAGCGUGCUCUGUUGCCACUCUUGCCUCAUUUAUUCUGCACAAGAAAUUGUGAAAGCCAGUCAGGGACAGAGCUGAAUGUAUCAGGCAAUAGUGCCUGUGCUGGGAAAAGCUAUAAGAUAAGUAUUUUUCAUUGAGCCUUCUGUGUCCUUCUCCAGCUUUAGCUGGUUGGCUUCAGCCAGCAGAGUCGGGAUUUCAUCCAUCGUACUAAAAAGAAAGCUGGGGAAAAAAAGCUGGAAAAGCAGGUGGCAGUGAGCACUGACUCUGAUUGAAACAGCCACUCCUUCAGUGGCACUUAGAGCUGUUGCACCAGAUCUCUAGUUUCCUCUGUGUUAAGCUGCUCCCUGUUUUCAGAGGGCUGUGGCACAUCUGAGUGACGCCCUGGGAACCCCGGUGCACCCACUGUGCUGCAGCUGGCAUGGAUGCUCACACUGAAAAGGCUUUCACUCCAAUUUCUCAUUUUAGGAAAGAGAGCAGAUAGUGAACUGCUGGGGGCUUAUAGCAAAACUCCACAUGAUUUCCACAGUGAAGAUUUCUGACCAAGAUUUGGGCAGACUGAAGGGCAGGGGAUCUCCUUGCUGCAAGUCACACUCCUGUCCCCAUCCACUUGCCACUGCCACCAUAUACUUUUUAUCAGCAUUUACAUCUGAGCUCUUUAUGUCUGCUGCAAAAGCAUCAAAACACGAAUAUAACACAAUUUAAACUCGGUCUAAGGCCACUUUAUUUUACCAGCCUGAGUAAGGAAGUUUUAGUUUUGAGACACUCCAACCCCAAGAAAUUCAAGGUUAUUUUGACUCCCCAUGAUUUCCUAAGCCCAGCUGGCCCUGUUCUGUUCCAGUUGCAGGUUGUAGAUAGACAGUCUCCCAGUUUGGCAUCAGUGGAGUUCCCCACAUUUACACACAUGCAACCAAAAGCAGGAUUUGGUUAGGGAAUAAUUUUGUCUUUGUAGAGCAGUUUUAAAGGUUAGGGCUCAAGUGUUCCCUCUGCACCUCCUCUUCUGAAACCUGAGGUCUGGUUUGAACUUGACCUCAGCAGUUGCUGUGGCCACUGAUUAAAAUACAGCAUUCAAAUGAAUCUUGCAGAAAAAAGAAAAGCAAAUGGAUUUCCAUCUCCAAAACAAAGAGCAGUGACGGGAGCAAAGGCAGACAUGCUGUCCUGCAGCUGGGGGUUCCCAUGCACUGGCUGUCCCUCCUUGCUGGAUGCUUUCUGUGGGUUUUUUUGUUGGGAGGGGUAUUCUUUCCUUCCAUUGUUGGAAUUAGUGUGAUUUGGUUUUGUUUCUGCAAGUAAUAUUCUGCCUUAGUUGUAUAAUUUAUCAUCCUUCUCUUCAGCUUGCUAUUAACUGCUGGGAUCUAAAGAUAAGAAACAGAAGCACUUAAGAAGAAAAUUGUUCCUUUCUGUUACAGUUUUGGUGGUGGGGAGCUCUUCUUUUGUAUCAGUCAAAACACAGCUGGAAACCUGACCGAGGUUCACCAAAUGCUUAGAGAUCUCUCCUGAAGCAUCACUUGGUUAAAACUUCUCAGUUUAAAUCUGGGUAAAUCUUUUAACGGGGGUGACUUGGCAGCACCCAGGCCAGAUUUCUGGGGGGGCUGGAGACAUUUGCCCCUUGGCAGCACAGCCUGAUAGGGCAAACACUCUAGCCUUGCUUGCCAGGGAUGCUCCAGUGCUUUUGCAUGUCCUUCCCCUGCCCCAGCCCACCUCUUCUCAGCCACUCUCACAGGAGAAUGCAAAUGUGGAGAAAUAAUGUGGGCAUGGGGAGAAAGCUUCAAAACAAAUCCCCAGCUGGCCUUGCCAUGAAGGACUAGGUAGAAAAAUCACUCUGGGCUCUUUUCCAAUGAACUGUCCUACUAAACAAUCUGUGAUUUUGCUGCUUGCAUGAGGACUUCAGCCUGGACUCUGUUUGUUACCCUUUUCUGCUUUGCUUUACUGAUACCGAUGUGUUUUUCCCUUGUAACUUGUUUUCCUCAGCUCCUUCCCCUUCUUUUUCUUUGCUUGCAGCUUUGAUUGUUGAUUUUUACCUCCAGAGUCACAGAGGCCAUCUCUGAUGCCAACAGCAGUGCUCUUGAUGGGAAAACAAAACAAAAAAAAUCCAGAAAAGCUCCAGCUGGCUCCUUAGCCUGCAGAAGAUGUUGUGAGGACAGGCUGCCCGUGAACUCUGUGAGCUGAAAGUCAGUAUUGCAGUGGCAGGGGCUUCUGCUGAUGAUUUUGCAUGUGACUUCAUUCCCAGUGCAUCCUAACUCUCUGCUGGAUCACCCCUCGUGCAGCACGAAAUGGAUAUUGGCCCUGCAGCACGGCUAGUGGGGAAGUAGGAGUGUGGGGAAAACCUGGCAGUGUUGCUUUCUUGAGACUGUCACUCUGCUGCUGCUGCUGUCUCCUCUGUCCUGGUUGCUGUUGUACAGGUGCCAUUAGAGUAGCGGGUAAAAAACAAAAAAGAGGUAGGAUUUUACCUUUGCCUUGUGUGUCUGUUAUGGUUGUGGUGCCGAAAUAAAAUGAAGCAAUGAUAGAAGUUCAUUCCUGACAUGAAUCAAACCACAAAAGGGGGUGUGAGCCCACUGGUAGACACCUCCAUGUAGUUCUGCUGUAAGCAUUGGAUAGGGGUUUCUGCAGUGUGUGUGUCUUGCAUACCUCCAUGGCUACUGACAGUAUUUUUUUUAAUACUGGUUCUUUUGGGUCCCUGCCUGGUUCUGAGGAAAUUCAGGUCUUGUCCUAAGGUUUUUUCUGUCCUAGGGCCAGCAUAACCCCUGAUCUCAGGCUUUUCUCCCCAAACCCUCUGCAAACCAGAACAUGGGCCUCCAGGGUGCCCAUGAAAUGCAGUAACAGCUGGACCCAAGGCUGUCCCCUUCCUAUUUUUAGGGAAGCAUACUGCCAGAGAAAGCCAGCUAGCUUUCAGCCAUUGGCAAGCAGAGAGGAUAUUGCCCUUUGAUGUGAACUUGGCAUUAACUAGAUCAGCUCUAGGGAAACCUGUGCUAUUACUUUCUUCUUUUGAUAACAGCUCCAGCCCUGAGCAGCACUGAAUGAGCACCAGAUAAAAACACCAGAUUGAGUUUGCCAGCAAGAUCAUGCAGGCUGUAGCCUGUUCGUUUUGCUCUUUCCAAAGAAUCAGGGGAUUCAUCUACUGGCAAAAUAACAGUUUCUAGGCUGAGCCCCAAGGUACAGAAGUAGCUUCCAUUCAGCAUAUGGAAAUUCUCAUUUGAUGCGAUUACUCAUGUUCUCACUCCCAUGCAUACUUACCUGUCUGAACUGGGCCCUGAAUGCAUCCCAGAAAUUACUCAUGGGAAGGGAGUUUUGCCUUCCUUACCGUGCUGAUUUUCACCAGAAACUCAAACACUCAUUCAAGCAAAAAGCAGAAACACACACAGAGACUACAAUAUCCAAGGAAAACAGCAUCAAGACGAAGAGUGGAGGAUUAGUUGGCAAAUCAUGGGCAGCAAUGGCUGAGUGAGGGAACAGCGACCCGCUCACAAAUGCUGCAUGGACAAGUUUCCCCUGGUAAACCAGUCGUCCCAUAUUUCAUGCCCAGCAGCAAGUUUUACCCAAUCCCUUUUGUUUUCCCUCACAUCCCUGCAGCCAGGUCCUGCCUUCCCACCCUGUCUGUGGGGUGCUCUGGUCUCUGUGACACACGUGUGUGUUUGUGUGUGCACAUGCACGUUGUGACCCCAGGGAUCACAGAUCCCUCCACUGGGAGAUCAGGAGUUGGUCCAGGUUUUUGGUCUGACUUUGCACAGUUGGGUCAAAGCUGUGUGAAUAGUGUUUGUAGUGGAGGGCAGGGGCUCUUUAGCCCAGACUCUGGUUUUCAAGACCCCCUUCCCCACCACAAGCAGUACCACUUAUCUGUCCAGGUAGCUUUUUUUUUUACACUCCUCUUCAUAAAUGCUAAGGUCAGUCGAAUGGCUCUUACAGUUUUUCCAUACUCCAGAGUGGAAUCAGGGCAUGUGCAUUGGCAAGCGUUGUGAAAAAACACUGCUGAAUUAGUGAUGACGUCAACUGUCCAAUAAAUGCAUGAUACUGCACUGCAUGUAUUAAAUUGCUGUUCACUGUUUCUGUAUUUCCCGAGCCUUUUCUUUAUGCACAUUCAACCCAAACUUCCCUCUGAGGGAAUUACUUCUAUGUAUUGCUUUUAAAGGACUCAAUGUAUCUGUAACUCGAAUCCAUUGUUAAGUUUAAGUAAAUGCAAAAGCUAAUGUUUUGUAAACAAGAUACUGCAUAGGCUGGUAAUGUAUUUUGUCUUUCUGUUGAAUGCUCUGCAGCAUGUACACGAAGAGUCGCCAUCCAGAGCAGCUUAAAAUUAUGCAGCAGUCACAUAGGUGUAGAAACAGGGAGCUGGGGAGGUGAGAAUCCCUGUUUUAAUGCAACACUUACAAAUUUGAUCUGCAUCAAAAAUUCCUUCCCUGGGUCACUAACGCUCAGAGCUACCAAGAAACAUGGUGUGUCUCUACAUUUUUAUUUUUUCCUUUUGGUUUAUUUUUUCCUAGUGAAAAUUCAGAUUGGUUCAUGCAAUUCUCAGCAUUUUUCUCUUCCUACACAAUAGUUCUUUCUCACCUGUUGCAGAAUGAGCUGCAUUUUGGGGACCCAGAUGCUGUGAUUCUUUGCCUGCACAAAAUAGUGCAGAGACCUGAGCUAAACUAUCCCAUUUUUUCCAAAGCAUCACCACCUAAAUACUACUAUUUAAUCCUUGAACCUCCAAGUAAUACCAUUUAUUAAUGGAAGAGUUUGCUGUGGUACUUUCCCUUCUUCCACGUGGAAACCAUGUCCUUGCCUUCUCUUCCAUUAGUCAUUGACCCAUUUUCAUCUGUGCAGGUCUUUCCAAGGCAGGGUACAGGACUGACUCCAUGGUUCUUAGCUCCAGCCCAAACCUCUUGUGGGCAUCAGCAGGGCUUUGGUCCCAGCUCCUGAGUGGCUGCUGAGCGGAAGAUGCUCGAGUUCCCAACACUCAAAGCAGAGUCACCUGAAAGGCCUGGGAAAUUGCUCUGUGUUCCUGGCAAGGGCACAGCAGGCAGCAGGGCUGGACAGCAAGCACCAUGCUGGUGGCAUAGUCCUUGGAAAUUAUGCUCCGUGGUGGCCAAAAACACCAAGAAGUCUUGAGCCCACCUUCAAGGCUGGUGCUCAGCCAGGGUUGUGCCAUUGCUGAAUCACUAUAUGGCAGCACAAGAAAUCAUCAGUUACAGUUGUAAACUACAAAGCCUGAGUUCAGAUUGCUGAGGCAGCACCUGGUGCAAGGCUCCAUGAGGAGGUGGAUGUGUGCUGUGGUUCCUGGUGGGUGGGAGCUCCUAGGGGGUUGCUUGGAGCAGCUCUGAGCUUUUCCAUCUCUCAUCUUGCAUCCCCUGAGCCCAGCAUAGCAUCAUACAUGCUGAGUCUUAUUAGAUCAAGCAUGACCCCCAAAGUGAAGAGUGUGGAAGGUUGCAGCUCAGUCAGUGCGACUCAUGUUUCUGGUCAGUGCAACAUCAGUGACCUGCUGUACAUUGACCUCUAGUUGAGAAACAAAAUUUUGGUCCAUUUGGGCCUUCUUUUAGAUAGAUAUUUUAUUUGUGUCAGCAAACAGUGAAAAAAAAGCCUGAUCUGCCCAGAAUAGUGACUCCCCAAAUAUCCCCAACUGCAGAACAUCCCUCGGUUGACUUCUAAUGAAAAUGCAAGCAUGUUUUCUACAAAGGCUUAAAUCUUAAUCAAGGAAUGUCAGUGUGCCUAAUAUUGCAGGUCUUGUGAUUGAUACAAGUUCAUAACAGCAUCCAUGUCCAAAAAGAAGGGAGAAUGUGUAUUUACUCCAUGCAUGUAUUAAGGCAUUGCAAAAGUUUUAUCUGCGUAAUGAGUUUGCAGUUCUGCAAAUUGUUAAUGGGGCUACAUCGCAAGUGGUUCUCUGCCUUGACAAUCAUGUAUACAUAUCGAGAUUUCUAUCAUAAUGACAAUUUAAAGGGAUGACUAAUUGUUUUCCUCCAAUAAAUCCAAUUAAAUCA